Vollenhovia emeryi is the source of this 4912-nucleotide messenger RNA. It is a transcript of the gene sno, whose product is annotated as protein strawberry notch. NCBI's taxonomy places the organism in Eukaryota, Metazoa, Arthropoda, Insecta, Hymenoptera, Formicidae. The coding region runs from base 435 to 4550 and encodes 1371 amino acids. Gene Ontology annotation, biological process: regulation of DNA-templated transcription. Gene Ontology annotation, molecular function: histone binding; chromatin DNA binding. The transcript is spliced from 17 exons. Gene Ontology annotation, cellular component: nucleus. The record is from RefSeq and is a predicted model, not a curated record.
UCACGCGGGGCCCCAAGAUGGCGGCAGCCGUGCAGCCGAGUGAACGCGCUCUCGAGCUGUGAACCGCACGCGCGCGCGCGCGUUGCUUUCCGCCGGCGACAACCGCGUGAGAUGGACCGGCUCGGCCGUGGAUCGCGCACGUAACGUCACAUCGAUCCCCGUAGCUCGCCGCGCGACGCCGUGUCCCGCCGUCGGCGAUGCCCGCCUGACUCAGCACGCGCUCUUCUUUCUCGAACCGGGUCGAAAGAAAAAGGAAACAAAAAGAGGAAAAAGAAGGAUAUCCCGCUCGUUAUCCCGGGACCCGCGAGCACUGUCGAGGGUGCCAGCGCGGCAUACCUCGCCGAAGGCGUCGCCGUCCUCGUCCUCGCCGUCCCUAGCGUCGCUGCGCACCACGACGAGAUAGCGCGCGAGGUCUCGCGGCGACUCGGUUUGUCAUGGCGACGAAGAAGUAUGACGACGGAGUGAGCGAUGACACCAGCGGGAGUGACUUUGACGACGAAGAGGAUCCCGAUAAAAUUGAAGUGCCUGGUGGCGGCAAAGAUCUCGCGACCGCCGCUGUGAUUGGAAGCAUCAAAGAUGAGAAGUCCGCGGACCUGCAGAGCUCUUUGGAUAACCUUGGAUCUUUGGAGAAAACGCAGGGGGCGUUAAACGAAUUGAACCAAAAAUUCGGCAACAAAAUUCCCGGAGGGUUGGUGAUGAAGGCCGCAGGGCCGGGUUACGAAAUGGUGCGCGUCGGUGGCUCUCAGGGACAAACCCCGCCAGGUUUUGUCGGCGCCGGUCAGUUGAAUCAACUGAAUCAGCAACUAGCGGCUGGAUAUCCCGCUUUUCCACCAGGACUGCCUCUUACAGGAUUCAACCCUGCCGCGUUUCUUCAAUCAAGCAUGGACAUGAACGCUUUUAUGGGUAGUUUCAUGGGUGUGCCUGGAAUGAACAUGGGGGUUAAUCCUUUCGUGCAGUUUCUUAAUCAAACUGGAAUAAGCCCCAAUUGGUCUGGGCUGUCAGGGAAAGCAGUGUCGCAAAUGUGGAUGAAUUCGGGCGAUCCGACAAAGUUGAUGCAACCAAAUAUUCCGGAAGAGGAAGAGGUGGACGACGAGGACAUGGGUGUCGCCGAGACUUACGCCGAUUAUAUGCCGCCAAAACUUAAACUUGGACGAAAGCAUCCGGAUCCAGUUGUGGAAACUGCGUCUUUGUCGAGCGUCGAGCCGACGGACGUCUGGUAUAAGCUCUCCAUACCGGAGGAGACGAUACGAACCGGCGCGCUCUCCGCGCUUCAGCUCGAGUCCAUCACGUACGCUGCUCAACAGCACGAGCACCUCCUGCCCGACGGCACACGCGCCGGCUUUCUGAUCGGCGACGGCGCGGGCGUUGGUAAGGGCAGGACUAUAGCCGGUAUUAUAUUUGAGAAUUACUUGAAAGGUCGAAAACGUGCCAUCUGGGUGUCGGUGUCGAACGAUCUGAAAUACGACGCCGAGCGCGAUUUGAAGGACAUAGGUGCAUCGAAAAUAGAAGUACACCCUUUGAAUAAAUUUAAGUACGCGAAAAUCUCGUCAGCCGUGAACGGUAAUGUGAAGAAGGGUGUGAUCUUCAGCACGUACUCCGCAUUAAUUGGCGAGUCGUCGCAGAGCGGCGGUAAAUAUAAGAGCCGACUGAAGCAGCUGUUGCAAUGGUGCAGCGAAGAUUUCGACGGUCUGAUAAUUUUCGACGAGUGUCAUCGAGCGAAGAAUCUGUGCCCCACCGGAAGUUCAAAACCUACUAAGACAGGAUUAACAGUCUUGGAGCUGCAGAACAAGCUUCCGAAGUCUAGGGUCGUAUACGCCAGCGCAACCGGCGCCUCCGAACCCCGCAAUAUGGCCUACAUGGUACGACUGGGUAUGUGGGGUGAGGGCACGCCUUUCCCGGAGUUCAAUGGCUUUAUCACUGCCGUGGAGAAGCGCGGAGUCGGCGCGAUGGAGAUCGUAGCGAUGGACAUGAAGCUGCGCGGCAUGUAUAUCGCUCGGCAAUUGAGUUUUCACGGUGUUGCCUUCAAGAUCGAGGAAGUGCCGCUUUCCAAGGAUUUUACCAAGGUCUACGAUCAUUCGGUGCGACUGUGGGUGGAAGCGAUGCAGAGGUUCCACGAAGCGGCGGAGCUAAUAGACGCCGAGAAUCGUAUGAAGAAGACAAUGUGGGGCCAAUUCUGGUCGGCGCAUCAGCGUUUCUUCAAGUAUCUCUGUAUCGCCGCGAAGGUGAAGCACGCGGUGGCCGUUGCCCGCGAGGCGGUCAAAUGUGGUAAAUGCGUGGUGAUCGGCCUGCAGUCUACCGGCGAGGCGCGCACCUUGGAACAGCUGGAACGUGACGACGGCGAGCUCAGCGACUUCGUUUCUACCGCAAAGGGAGUUUUACAAACGCUGGUGGAGAAACACUUUCCAGCGCCGGAUCGUAAUCGCAUCCAGCGCCUCCUCGGUCUAGAGCCGCCGAAGUUCAAGUUAGAGGAUGACGAUAUGGACGGUGCCGGCGGUUCUGCGGGAGGCAGCAAGAGGAAGCCGGUCCGUCAAGCGGCGCAGCGUGCGACGAAGAAGGUGCGCUCCUGGUCGUCGGAAGAGGAGAUCUCGGACGAGGAAAGGAACGGCGCUCACAGUUCUGGCUCAGAGUACAAAUUAAGUGGCACUGAGAGCGAGGACGAUCAUCACACGGACGAGGAGAGCAACGUCAGCUCCGAUUUCAAUCCGUUCUUCAGCGACAGCGAUUCCGACGUCGAUCCCUGGGACAGGCGGAAGAAAAAGGGCAAGAAGCAGAAGAAACCCGCGAAGAAGCGUCUGAGCACGCAGGAUAAAAUCCAGUCGAUGCUGGUGCACAAACAGUCCAGCAAUAAAAGUAAACGCAAUGGCGACACGGCGAUCAGCGGGCCGAUGAGCGCCAUGAGCGGAAGUCUGCCUUAUAAUCAGGCACCGCCUAGAGACGCUAUCGAGAGGGCCUGCAGCAUGAAGGAAGAAUUGUUGUCGCAAAUAGAGAUUCUUGGCGAUCGGUUGCCACCAAACACGCUAGACCAAUUGAUAGACGAACUCGGUGGGCCGGAAAACGUCGCGGAGAUGACUGGUAGGAAGGGCCGCGUCGUGCAAAGGGAAGACGGUGGAAUAGAGUACGAGUCCAGGUCUGAGGUGGACGUUCCUUUAGAAACUCUCAAUUUAACGGAGAAGCAAAGGUUUAUGGAUGGCGAGAAGACUGUAGCGAUAAUCUCCGAAGCGGCCAGUAGCGGUAUAUCGUUACAAAGCGACAGGCGAGCUAGAAAUCAAAUGCGACGUGUGCAUAUCACGCUCGAGCUGCCGUGGAGCGCGGACAGAGCGAUACAGCAGUUCGGACGGACGCAUCGGUCGAAUCAGGUCAACGCGCCGGAGUACAUAUUUCUUAUAUCGGACUUGGCCGGGGAGAGGCGGUUCGCCUCGAUCGUCGCGAAGCGUCUGGAGAGUCUGGGCGCGUUAACGCACGGCGAUCGUCGCGCGACGGAGACACGAGAUCUCUCGCAGUUCAAUAUCGACAACAAGUACGGUCGCGCGGCUCUGGAAGCGACGAUGAAGACCAUCAUGGGGUACGAGCCGCCGUUGGUGCCGCCGCCCCAGGAUUAUCACGGUGACUUCUUCAAGGAUGUCGCGGACGCGCUAGUGGGCGUGGGUUUGAUUUGCAAUACCGAGAACACGCCCGGUGUGCUGACGCUCGACAAGGACUACAACAACAUGUCGAAGUUCUUGAAUCGCAUCCUCGGGAUGCCAGUCGAUCUGCAAAAUCGUCUGUUCAAGUACUUCACCGACACGCUCAACGCGAUCGUGACUCAAGCUAAGAAGACCGGGCGCUUCGAUAUGGGUAUUCUUGACCUAGGCACCUCGGGUGAGAACGUGCGCAGGGUAAGGCUUUACCGGUUUCUGAGGAAGCACGCAACCGGCAAGGCGCCGACGGAACUGCACGUGGUCCAUGUCGAGCGCGGUAUGAGCUGGUCCGAGGUCACGGACAAAUUCGCGGAGCUGACUGGAUCCAAGGAGGGUUUCUAUCUGAGUCAUCAGAUCCGCAAUGGCAAGCAGACGGCCAUUCUCGCGGUCGUGGUGGACAGCAGCAAGAAAAAAUCCGAGGGCAAAAAGGAUCAGCUUUAUAUGAUAUACAGGCCCAACACGGGUCUGCAGCUGCGGCAGGAGUCCCUGGGCGAAUUAGAGAAGAAGUACAAGAAGGUGAGCACCGACGAGGCAGAGCCGCACUGGACGCAGCAGUACGAGGCCUCCGUAAACACGUGCUCGCACGCGUAUUGGAGCGGCAACUGUAAAAACUCCACUAUCGGUAUAGACUGCGAGGUGGGGCUAAGAAGACGUUCCUAUAAUGUAUUAGCCGGUUCAGUUCUGAGCGUUUGGAGCCGCGUGGAAAACGUGCUCGCCACACGAUCUGGGCAUAAUUCUAAGAUGCAAGUUAUACGACUGCGUACGGAUGAAGGGUUGAAGAUUGUCGGGACGCUUAUCCCGAAGUCUUGCAUGGAGCCGUUACGUCAGGCUCUCUCCUCCGACGCGGAGAAGGUGGAGGAACAGACGUUUUAAGCGCCGAGUCUCUCGUGUCAAGGAUAUAAAUAGGACCAAGUGAGGCUCUCGACGUGACGUAGUAUGCCGUGACUGUAGGAGGAUUCCUCUUAUUUCCUAAACCUUUCGUCCACACGCGAAAAAAAGGACUGAAUGACGAGCACAACCGUGAUCGAGCGUGUUCGCGUAUAUAUUAUUAUUACUUACCUGGAACUGUUGAGAUGCGCUACCGAGAAUAGAUUCCAAAUUGAAUCUACCGAUCAGCGCGCGAGACACGAGCAAACGCUUCCGAUUAACAAUCGACAAGGCUAAGAUCGCAAUUUGCUGUUUUUUUUUUGUCACGUCUAUAUAAUCGCGAGAAAUUAUAGCAUUCACCCACCGCA